AUGAAAUACCAACAUGUGGUGGCCUUGCUGGAUCCGCUGUCCAACCACCGUGUGAUAACCCUACUCCAGUAUCCCCCCACCCAAGGGAAAUACAUCGCUCACAAGGUGCUGCUGCUGCUGCGGCACUACUCCCUCUCUGAUGCAGAGCGGGCCGAGGAACUCGCUGGCCUUGCCAACUCCCCGCUGCUGGAUUACCGCUCACGCGCAGAAGAACAUGUGGAAAAAGAAAUAUCAGAGAACAUGAAGGCAGAAGGUGUGAUGCUGCAUCCUCUGGCAUUGGGAGAUGGCCCUGAGCCUGAGCUGAUGUGUAUCUUUGGGACUGGGGACUUAGGACGCUCUCUGGGCCUGCGUCUGCUCCAGUCCGGCUACAGGGUGGUGUAUGGCAGCCGCAGACCUCACAGCUGUGGCCCCUUGCCUGAGGGAGCUCAGGUGAUGACCCAUGAAGAAUCAGCCCGGUCUGCCAAGAUGAUCUUCGUUUGUGUUCACAGAGAACACUAUGAAUUUCUGGAGAAGAUGGCACCUCAACUUGAAAGAAAGGUGCUGGUGGACCUCAGUAACAACUUGAAGAAAGACAUGUACAUGGAAGCGAAUGCCGUCUACUUGCAGAGGCUGGUCCCUAAAGCGGCCGUAGUGAAAGGCCUUAACACCCUGUCCGCCUGGGCCCUGCAGAAUGGACUUCUAGCAGGAAGACAGGUGUACCUGUGUGGGAACAAUGGAGAAGCAAAACGGGAUGUGGCAGAGAUGGCCACCAAACUAGGCCUUACUGUUGUGGACAAAGGGUCCCUGUCAGCUGCUAAAGAGGUGGAGGACUUCCCUCUGCAGCUAUUCCCAGAGUGGAGGAUGCCUUUGUACGUGGCUUUUGGCCUCUCCGCCUUCUUUUUCUUGUAUUUGGUCAUUAGAGAUAUCAUCUAUGCAUAUGUGGAAAAUGAUGAAGAUAUCUCCUACCGCAUAAUGAUAUCCCUGGCCAACAAGAUCACUCCAGUCGUGUCCCUCAUUAUGCUGUCGCUCUGCUACCUCCCCGGAGCUAUAGCUGGUUUCCUUCAGCUCUACAGAGGGACCAAGUACAGGCGUUUCCCCAAUUGGCUAGAUCGCUGGAUGCUGUGCAGGAAACAGUUGGGUCUUCUUGCACUAGGCUUUGCGUUGCUCCAUGCUAUCUACACAUUAAUCAUUCCUGCCCGCUACUCUGACAGACAAAGAGUCAUCUCCAGUGUGUUGAAUGAGGUGAAGAAAAAUACUACCACUCCACUUUACUUUGACAAUACCAGCGCAUGGCGCACUGACUCAUUAUAUGCACUGGGAAUCCUGGGCUUCUUUCUUUUUGUCCUGCUGGGGCUAACAUCCUUGCCCUCUGUGGGAGGCACUCUCAGCUGGAGAGAGUUCAGCUUUGUUCAGUCGACGCUGGGCUACCUGACUCUUUUUCUCUCCACUGCACAUUGCUACAUUUAUGCCUGGGAUAGAUUCCUUCGCAAAUCUACGUAUAAAUGGUACACUCCUCCGGACUCCAUGCUCUGUCUAAUUGUUCCUUCAGUGACACUGGUGCUCAAGCUGAUCCUCGUCCUCCCCUGUGUGAACCGUCCACUGAUGCGCAUUCGCCAAGGCUGGGAACGCAACCGGCCAAAGGAUGAGAUGGGUGAACUCAAAGCCACUAACAUGUGA
Messenger RNA from Pelmatolapia mariae (spotted tilapia), 1656 nucleotides. It is a transcript of the gene steap4, whose product is annotated as STEAP family member 4. The record is from RefSeq and is a predicted model, not a curated record. Gene Ontology annotation, cellular component: plasma membrane; endosome. The coding region runs from base 1 to 1656 and encodes 551 amino acids. Gene Ontology annotation, biological process: copper ion import. Lineage: Eukaryota; Metazoa; Chordata; Actinopteri; Cichliformes; Cichlidae. Gene Ontology annotation, molecular function: ferric-chelate reductase (NADPH) activity; cupric reductase (NADH) activity. The transcript has 10 exons.